AUGGCAAGAUAUGCAGUAAUUUGUGCAAGUAAUCAGAAUCGUUCAAUGGAAGCACAUCAUGUAUUACAAAAAAAGGGAUUUAAUGUAAACUCAUAUGGCACAGGUACCAUGGUUCGUCUACCAGGGCCUUCUAUUGAUAAGCCAAACAUUUAUCCUUUUGGUACCCCUUAUGAACAAGUAUACCAAGAAUUAAAAAGCAAAGAUCCAAAUCUUUAUACACAGAACGGUCUCUUGAACAUGUUGGAUCGUAAUAGAAAGACUAAACCAGCUCCUCAGCGAUGGCAUGAAUCAAGAGAAGUGUUUGACGUGAUCAUCACUUGUGAGGAACGUUGCUUUGAUGCAGUCGUAGAAGAUCUAGUCAAUCGAGGACAGAAUCUUAAUCAGAGUACACAUGUGAUCAAUGUCGAAAUUAAAGAUAACCACGAAGAUGCCUUAUUAGGUGGUCGAGCUAUAUUGCAACUAGCACAAAUGAUAGAAGCAUCUACUGAUAUUGAUGCUGACAUGGAUGGUAUCAUUGAAGAGUUUACCUCAAGGAAUCCAAGCUUCCCUAUUCUACACACUGUAACAUAUUUUUGA
This is a messenger RNA of Rhizopus microsporus ATCC 52813, 576 nucleotides long. Its product is annotated as RNA polymerase II subunit A C-terminal domain phosphatase SSU72. Gene Ontology annotation, molecular function: RNA polymerase II CTD heptapeptide repeat phosphatase activity. The coding region runs from base 1 to 576 and encodes 191 amino acids. The record is from RefSeq and is a predicted model, not a curated record. The transcript is spliced from 4 exons. Gene Ontology annotation, cellular component: nucleus; mRNA cleavage and polyadenylation specificity factor complex. Gene Ontology annotation, biological process: termination of RNA polymerase II transcription. NCBI's taxonomy places the organism in Eukaryota, Fungi, Mucoromycota, Mucoromycetes, Mucorales, Rhizopodaceae.